UAGAAGAUCUUUGGUACAGUACCGCGACGCUCCCGGCUGCGCGGACCCGAAUCGUGGAGUGUGACCUCUUCCCGGCACAAACUGCUUUCCCGGCGUCCAUUUAUGAGUUAAAUUGACUUUAUAACCCAUCAGAAGACAACAGUAUGGAUUUACAGCUUUAAUUUUAAAGGACAUACACCCGUUUUUUUUGUUUUUUUUUUUGUUUUUACCGACCCAGUGAACGGGAACAUCAACUUUGCAAUGCCUCGAAUAUUUGUAAAGUGUUAGCUAGCUAAAGUUGUUAGCUUAACCGGUGAACUUGUCAACAUCGUAGAUACUGAUGGAGGAUGUUGGCGAAGCCUCUCCCGAGGUCCAGACUGUUUCCUCUGAUGUUCCGACAAGACCAAACACAGAACUGAAGAAACUGCUGCUUUUUAAAGUUUACAAGAGGAGGUGGUUUGUUCUGCUGGUGUUGUGUCUGUUAAACUGCUCCAACGCAACGAUAUGGCUGACCUUUGCACCAGUAGCGGACCAGUCUGCCCAGUUUCUGAAGGUCACUCUCGAGGAAAUCAACUGGUUGUCACUGGUCUACAUGGUGGUGGCCAUACCGCUCAGCUUUGGAACCACAUGGAUGCUGGACACCCUUGGGCUACGGAUCACGCUGAUUCUGGGAUCCUGGCUGAACAUGCUCGGAGCCCUGCUGCGCUUCUGCGGGACACCGCCGGGCCAAGAUUUUACAAUCCUCUUCCCUGUAGUGAUGUUGGGUCAGACACUUGGUGCCCUGGCUCAGCCCCUCAUCAUUUUCACCCCCACCAAGCUGGCAGCUCUCUGGUUCCCUGAACACCAGCGCGCCACAGCUAACAUGAUUGCCUCUAUGUCCAAUCCCCUGGGGAUCCUCCUCGCUAACAUCAUCUCUCCCUGGAUGGCUGAAAAAUCUGCACAGAUCCCAGCCCUGCUGCUUGUCUAUGCGGUCCCGGCCUGCAUCAUCUGUUUCCUAGCAACAGUGGGGAUACGGAGCAGUGCCCCCCCCACGCCGCCAUCAGCCAGUGCUGAGUCGUCCAGCUCCGAGCCGUUCGUACAGGGGAUCAAACUGUUACUGAAGAACAAAGCCUACCUCGUCCUGCUGCUGUGCUUCGGUUCGGGCAUUGCUGUUUUCACCUGCUUCUCCACACUGCUGGAGCAGAUCCUGUGUGUGCAAGGAUACACCAAUGACUUUGCUGGCGUUUGUGGCGCUCUCUUCAUCGUGUUUGGCAUCGUGGGCGCCGGCCUUCUGGGUCUCUACGUCGACAAGACCAAGAAGUUCAUCGAAGCCACAAAGAUCAACAUGAGCUUCACUGCUCUCGCAUGCAUCGCCUUCUCAGUGGUGUCUCUGAUGCGGGAGCAGAAAGCCGCCGUGGCCGCCGUCUGUUCUCUUUUUGGCUUUUUCGGUUUCUCCAUUUACCCGGUGGCCAUGGAGCUGUCUGUGGAGUGUUCGUAUCCCGUCGGAGAAGCCACAUCAGCCGGACUCAUCUUCGUCUCGGGGCAGGUUCAGUCUGUUCUCUACAUAAUCCUCCUUCAGGCUUUAACCAAACCGCUCGCAGACACUCCUCUGUCAACCUGCGGGAAUGCAGUCCUGAGCUGGAGGGAGCCCAUGCUGGUGAUGGCAGGACUGUGCAGUUUGUUCACAUGCUGCUUCGUGAUCUUCUUCCACACACGAUACAGACGACUGGAGGCAGAGGAACAAGCGACUUACGGGACCAAACAAAGCACCGGCUCGAGUGUGGAGACGUGAACCUGCUGAGGCUCGUGACGAGAGAGACUUAUGGGUGUGAUCGCACCUACAGUUUGUUUUGGUAACCUCAGGUUCAUAGGUAAAUGUUUUAUUUAAAUCAAUACAUUCCCAUUGAUUCUUUUGUACGACAUUGGGGCCUUUUUUUGUACGUUUAGUUACAAUAAGAGAUUGUACAUUAAUUAUGUUGCUACUAACAAGUGCUAUCAUUCCAUAACUCAACAUGAAAAGUCUAUUCUUGUAAUGCAUUGAGAGAUUGUAUACUUUUACACAAAAAAGUAGUUUGUAGGGAGAAAAUUGUUGUAAAUUAUUGUUUUCUAGCCCAGAGUGGCAAGUGACCAGUCUGUUCUAGAAAUCCCACUUAGCUGGGAAAAUAGUUCUCUGAAUGGAAGUAAAAACGUCCUACUUCCCAAACUGAUUAUAUUCAUAUAGUUUUUGCAUUCUUACUGAGACAAUUUCAUUUUUAACAAAACUUACCUUCAAUUAAAGUAAUAAGAGAGAAAAUGAAGACCAAAAACACAAUGUAGCUCAUCACAGAACCUGCUCUGGAAAAAUGCACAUUUAACACAAGGAAAAUUUUCACAUGUAGAUCCUCGAAAACUGUUCCUGAAGGUCUCAUCAUUGUGACGUUUCAGCACAUGGCAGAGGACUUUGUGUAUCCACAUUCCUUCAAUACACCAAAUUCAAUUGUGCUUCAGUGUUUUGUUGCAGUCUCCGGGAUUCCUUUCAACAGUCACCAAAGCAAAAUCAUGAACUUUUGUACGACUCAAAACACAGCUGGUCUUGUAGCUGCAUUGCAUUCUUGUCUAUUUCCUGCCACUUUCCAGAGAAGAACUGUGGUUUCUUUUUGACUCACAGGGAGUGAUAGCAAAACCUGAUGUUUACUGUUUUAGAUCCCUGAAACAUUUUCUGCCAUCAGUCUCCCCUGGAGCUGCUUGAAAUAACUCCAUGUAUUGUCCCAUCUUCAUCUGUAUCUCAUCCUAUUGUACCAAAACCACUAUAAAAGACACUACUAACAUACAUCUGAAUAAAAUGUAUUAACUUUAAUCAGGUUUUCUGCAGGUCUCUGGAAACUAAAUUUAUAGAUUUCAGACCCGGCUACCUGGAACUGAAACUACAUUGUUUCCUGUUUAACUGUGUCAAUAAUAUUAUUGUACCACUAAUCAUGUUCUGUGUUAAUUAAAGUGUGUCUGUCAUUGUGUUGUGAAAGAAAUACCCCUAAUGACAGCAUUUAACUGCUUGUAAUGCCUUAAAUUUGUAAAAAUGGUUCCAUCUGAAGGACUGCAGACGUUACCAGUCAGGUUUGAAGGAUGCUGAAGCCUUACAGAUAGAGGCAGUUGUGGGUUUUGUGCAACUAAGGGAAUAAAUUAAAUACAGACAGAUUACACUGUCGAAAUAAACUGUGGUGUGCCUCAUGCAAAUAAAGAUUCUGUAUAGGUAGAUAGGAAUGACAUUUGUACACCGUGUUUAACAGCGUACUGAAUGUGUUUUGCUCAUUGAAGCCACCAAAUCAGUUAAUCUUUGAGUUUGUAUUCUAAUUAGAUGUGACAUGAGCUUUUUAAUAACUUUUUCCACUAGUCAAGACCACUAAUAGAGUUGUUUUGUAGAGGUAAUAUGAGGUAUUUUUAUUAAGAGUUAGAAAACUGGAGGACUUGAAUGAUGUAAACUGAAGAUGGAGGGUGUGUCUGACUUCACCUCCAGUGUUUUUAGAUUUGAUCAUCUGAGAGACACACAGCUGGAAUGGGAGGCGUCAAUUUUAUGUUCCUUCUCAGUUAAGUGUGUUUCUGAAAGCCAAGACUGCAAUAAUGAUGUAAUAAUAAUAAUAAUGUUGUAAUGCCUUAAAAUGCCAAUAAAAUGUUGCCUCAGGUAUUCA
Siniperca chuatsi (mandarin fish) is the source of this 3620-nucleotide messenger RNA. It is a transcript of the gene slc49a3, whose product is annotated as solute carrier family 49 member 3. Gene Ontology annotation, biological process: transmembrane transport. Gene Ontology annotation, cellular component: membrane. The record is from RefSeq and is a predicted model, not a curated record. The transcript is spliced from 10 exons. Gene Ontology annotation, molecular function: transmembrane transporter activity. Lineage: Eukaryota; Metazoa; Chordata; Actinopteri; Centrarchiformes; Sinipercidae. Bases 320 to 1750 code for a protein of 476 amino acids.